AUAUAGUGAAUGCCGGGUCCGGGGAGACCGGAUGUAGUGAAUGUGGGGUCCAGGGAGACCAGAUAUAGUGAAUGCAGGGUCUGGGGAGACCAGAUAUAGUGAAUGCAGGGUCCGGGGAGACCAGAUAUAGUGAAUGCAGGGGUCCGGGGAGACCAGAUAUAGUGAAUGCAGGGUCUGGGGAGACCAGAUAUAGUGAAUGCAGGGUCUGGGGAGACCAGAUAUAGUGAAUGCAGAGUCCCGGAGACCGGAUAUAGUGAAUGCAAGGUCCAGGGAGACCGGAUAUAGUGAAUGCAGGGUCUGGGGAGACCAGAUAUAGUGAAUGCAGGGUCCGGG
This is a messenger RNA of Staurois parvus, 333 nucleotides long. The record is from the annotation of a GenBank genome assembly. Lineage: Eukaryota; Metazoa; Chordata; Amphibia; Anura; Ranidae.